Besnoitia besnoiti is the source of this 1767-nucleotide messenger RNA. RefSeq names its product Alpha-1,3-mannosyl-glycoprotein 2-beta-N-acetylglucosaminyltransferase. The coding region runs from base 1 to 1767 and encodes 588 amino acids. Lineage: Eukaryota; Apicomplexa; Conoidasida; Eucoccidiorida; Sarcocystidae. The record is from RefSeq and is a predicted model, not a curated record. The transcript has 11 exons. Gene Ontology annotation, molecular function: acetylglucosaminyltransferase activity.
AUGCACGUGAAUCCGCGAGUGUUCCGCGGCUUCUCCACGCUGCGGAACAGGCUGCACCAGGGGCAGUCUCUGCACAAGCGCUCGCUGUGCUUCGCGCUCUUCGCGAAGCUGUCGACUCUCGUCUUCGGCCACGGCGCGCAGUCCCGUCGGCGCUGCGGGCUGCUUCUUCUCCUGGUCGGCGCGCUCGGCGCCGCAUGCAUCACCUUCCUGCUGCACUCGUACUACCUCGCUCGCAUUCACGAGUUGGAGCAGGCGCUCGCCGCGGCGGCGCCCAAGUUCGACGCAGGCCUGCCGCCGCAGCCGGCUGCCGGCGACGCGACCGAGACGAAGGACGCGCCGCGCGAGAGACACGCCGCGCUGCCCUCCUGGGCUCGCAGAGGCAAAAUAAACGCGGUCUCUGGCGGCGUGUGGGAUGCGACGGCGGCGCUGUCGCUCUUCGAUCUGAAGGAACUGCUCCGCGAGAGCCGAGAGGCUGCGAGCGAAACCAGUCGAGCGCCCGUCGAGAAGAAGAGUCACGCGAAGGACGCGGAGAAGCACCUCCACACCCACGGGGUCGGUGUCGUCCUGCUGCUCCACAGUACCCAGGUCAUCGCUCCAGGCGCGGCACGUACCCUCCAGAGUCUCCUCUCGCUUCGGAACGCUUUCUCUGGGAAGAAACUGUUUCCCGUCAUCAUCUCUCAGGCAGGCUCCAGCGUCUGGCAGGCAAGUGCCGUCGCGCCUUUCCGCGUGGGCUCCUCCGGCGCGUACCACAUGCAGCACAACGUGAAGAAGCUGCCGCUCUCUCUGAGCCCGCCGAAGCAUCUUUCGGAUGGAAACAAAGAGGAAAGCGGCGCGGCUGCCUCGCAAGAAAUGGAAAGCGAACAUCUGCUCUGGUCUGCGAAGCAAGUCUUCGAGAAGCUCGGGUUGCCCUUCGCGUUGUUCCUCGAAGCCGAUCUCGAGUUUUCGCCUGACCUUUUCGGCUUUCUCGAGAAAGCGGUGGAGCGCCUGGUGGACGAUCCCGCGACGGGCUGCGCGUCGCCCUUUUCUUUCUUCAGCGCGCCCUCCCCUGGCGCUCUCCUUUCGGCGGAGCUGCGGACGCGACUCUGGCGCUCGACUUCGCUGCCUGCCUUCGGUCUUCUUCUCUCGCGGCAAGCCUGGAGUGCUGCUUUUUCCGUGCUGAGUCGGCAGGCGGACGCAGAGGGCGACGGCGAGGCUCCGGCAGAGAGAAAGCCGGAGGAAACAGCUGCUGCAGCGCCGCUGUCCUGUCUCGUGCCUGUCCUCUCUCGCUGCCGCAAGAGCUCCGACGCCAUGGGGCUGCCAGCUGACUGGAAGCCGUUUUUGGCGGGUCAGCAAAUCAACGAGGAGUUCGUCGAGUGGGUCGACGCCGCGGGAGAGAAAGCAGCAGCGCCCGAGGGCCUUUCUGCGGCCUUGAUCUCUGCGCUGAAUCUCGCGGCGUUUGAGAAGGAGCUUGAGGCUACGCUGGACAAGGCAAAGCCCAUCACUGCCCGCGAGGCGAAGGCUCUGCAGCUCGUCUCUUCUUCCUCGUCCCCUUCUCUAUAUCGCAUGUUUUAUUCCUCCGCAGCUGAGCUUCAAGAGGCGCUCGUGACGCUCUCAGGCGUCAAGUUGCCGUCUUUGGCUGAAUUCCCGCGGCACCCGCUGGCCGCGAAGGCAGCAGAUGCACAGGAGCAAAUGCCGGAUGCUUACAAGGGCGUUCUGUACGUGGAGCUCCCCGGCGCGCAGGUGUAUCUCCACGGGACGUGGCCUGAGCGGCUUGCAGGUCGCGUGUAG